CGCCUUGCGCGUGGUUUCCUGACAGCGCUCUCGCGAGAUGAUGACGCAAGCGCGCUCAGCCGGGGUCUCGCGAGAUCUGGCUCAGUGAGUGAGCUCGGCCUGUGCUCCGCUCUCUCCCCCGCUCCGCUCCCGGCACCGGCUCUCCGCGGAGGGAGGCGGGAGACACCCGCAGCAUGGCGUCCGCUCUGGAGCAGUUCGUUAACAGCGUCAGGCAGCUGUCCUCCCAAGGUGAGGCCGUGAGAGGGCAAAUGACUCAGCUGUGUGAGCUCAUCAACAAGAGUGGGGAGCUGCUCGCCAAAAAUCUCUCUCACUUGGAUACUGUCCUGGGGGCGCUGGAUGUUCAAGAGCAUUCUCUGGGGGUCCUUGCGGUUCUGUUUGUGAAGUUUUCCAUGCCCAAUAUUCCUGACUUUGAGACCUUGUUUUCUCAAGUCCAGCUCUUUAUCAGCACUUGCAACGGAGAGCACAUUCGCUACGCAACAGACACAUUUGCUGGUCUGUGCCAUCAGCUAACAAAUGCCCUGGUGGAGAGAAAACAGCCUCUGCGAGGAAUCUGUGUUCUCAGGCAAGCCAUAGACAAGAUGCAGAUGAACACAAAUCAGCUCACCUCAAUCCACGCUGAUCUCUGCCAGCUCUGCUUAUUAGCGAAAUGUUUCAAGCCGGCGCUGGCUUAUUUAGAUGUAGACAUGAUGGACAUAUGUAAAGAGAAUGGUGCUUACGAUGCAAGGCCCUUCCUAUGUUAUUAUUAUUACGGAGGGAUGAUCUACACGGGGCUAAAGAACUUCGAGAGGGCACUUUAUUUUUAUGAGCAGGCCAUCACAACGCCAGCCAUGGCUGUAAGUCACAUCAUGCUGGAGUCCUACAAAAAAUAUAUCCUGGUUUCGCUGAUACUUCUAGGAAAAGUUCAGCCGCUGCCUAAAUAUACCUCACAGAUUGUCAGUAGAUUCAUUAAGCCUCUUAGCAAUGCAUACCACGAGCUAGCACAAGUCUACGCGACUAACAACCCGUCAGAGCUGCGGAACCUGGUGAACAAACACAGCGAGACAUUCACCAGAGACAAUAACAUGGGGCUGGUGAAACAAUGUCUGUCCUCCCUCUACAAAAAGAAUAUUCAGAGACUCACCAAAACAUUUCUCACCCUCUCAUUACAAGACAUGGCCAGCCGAGUGCAGUUAUCUGGCGCGCAGGAGGCUGAAAAAUAUGUUCUCUAUAUGAUAGAAGAUGGAGAAAUCUUUGCAAGUAUUAAUCAGAAAGACGGGAUGGUUUGCUUUCAUGAUAAUCCAGAGAAAUACAACAAUCCUGCGAUGCUUCACAAUAUCGACCAGGAGAUGCUGCGCUGUAUAGAUCUUGACGACCGGUUAAAAGCAAUGGAUCAAGAAAUCACAGUGAACCCACAGUUUGUUCAAAAGAGCAUGGGUUCCCAAGAUGACGACUCAGGAAGCAAGCCGUCCAGCUACUCCUGAAGGGGGGAGAGGACCCUGCACCCCUGAGGUUCACAAUGUGGAUUGUCAGCAAUGCAGAACUUUCUGAUAAAACACAUCUUCAAUAAAAAACUGGGAGAAACACCAACUCUCUGCCUGGACAUUUUAACUAAAAAAAAUGAAAACCAAUAUUUAUGAAGUUUUCUCUCAGUCCUGUAUGCGUUCAGUUAUACUCCGGAAUGGAAAAACAACCUAUACAAAAUAAAGUAUGUUGUGAAUUUG
This is a messenger RNA of Pseudophryne corroboree (corroboree frog), 1700 nucleotides long. RefSeq names its product COP9 signalosome subunit 3 (gene COPS3). The transcript is spliced from 12 exons. Lineage: Eukaryota; Metazoa; Chordata; Amphibia; Anura; Myobatrachidae. The record is from RefSeq and is a predicted model, not a curated record. The coding region runs from base 174 to 1460 and encodes 428 amino acids. Gene Ontology annotation, cellular component: COP9 signalosome. Gene Ontology annotation, biological process: ubiquitin-dependent protein catabolic process.